UCCUCGGAGAUGAGGAGUAGCCGAAAUUUCGGGUGGCUGUGCGUCUUGGAGUCGGAGCUGCUCUGCAAAUUUCCGUGUAAAUUAUUCACUGGCCGUAGUUUAACUUGAUUAAAAUCCCGGAUUGUAUAAAACUCAAUUACCGUUAUUAAUGUAUAUUCAAUUAAAACGUUAGCUUAUAUUUAUUGCGACGAUUCGCAAGCCGUUUGAAAUCCGUAAUAAUGUAAUCAUUUCAUUUUAUCGCAAAAAUUGAGUGACAACACAUAAUAAUUAUUUAUACAUACGAAUAAUACUUCUAGGAUUUGAUUGACACAUGAUAAUUGCACUUUACGCAUCAAAUCCUUGUCACGAGGUUUGAGGACGAUUUUGUGCUCCGAAAAAAUUGUUAUUCAAAGUGCAGUAUUUUGGUAUUUUUUUUUUUUUUUGUUUUUGAAUUACCAUACCUCGAUCGUCGACAAACAUAAAUCUGGAAUGACUAGAAUACAAUAUCAUCAGCAUAUUACAAAUCCAUACAAAAAUAUUGUAGCUCGUAUGCAUGAUGAAAGAUUCGUUAAAAAAUUUGUGGAAGACAGAUGUUUCGAGAAUGACAAGAUUAAGUGUAUGAUUAACGCAAACGGCAUGAAUAAUAAAUGUUUCAAGAACAUAUCCAAUCCAAAGCUUGCAGCAAGUCGCAUUUAAACUGCGUUCAGAUAUGCAAUGCGGGAAUUCGACGAUACGUUGAGUAGAAACAGAAGAGAAAUAUAGGAGUGUAUCAUCUUAAGGACUCAUGACGGCAGGACAUAACGAUGGUGCUACAACGAUUGUCCUUGUAUUUGUUCUAUUACUCAACGUCAUGCUACAGAUCGAGUGUUUAGCCGGCAUCGAGACGGAUAGCGUAGGAAAAACUGGACAAGAAUCUGCCGAAAAAUCACCGGCAUUUGUCGAAAACGAUUUGUUAGCCCCCAUGAGUUUUGGGACUAAUAACUCUACAGUAAUAGUCGCACAGACUGGAUCAAAUGCUCUCGUACCAUGCAUCGUGAAAAAUAUCGGCGACAGUAUGCAUGUAUCGUGGAUAAGAAGAAGAGGCGUCCAGCAAUUGUUAACCGUCGGUUUAACGACGUAUGCGAGCGAUGAGCGUUUCCAGGCGAUACAUUUUCAACACAGCGAAGACUGGACGCUUCAAAUAAAAUACGUCCAGCAACGUGACGCAGGAAUUUACGAAUGUCAAGUGUCUACACACCCUCCGUCCAGCAUAUUUCUAUUGCUACAGGUGGUCGAUGCACACACGGAAAUAGACGGGCCGAUGGAAAAAUUCGUCAGACCCGAUAGCACGCUGUUGUUGCACUGUGUUGUUAAAAAAUCGACCGAGAUACCGUCAUUUUUUUUUUGGUACCAUAAUUCUCGUAUGGUGAACUACGAUACCGAUCGAGGAUAUAACGUUAGCACAGAUUUAUCGGGAAAAGAAAGUUGGCUAGAAGUUUCCAGAGCGACGUCACGUCAUUCCGGAAAUUAUACAUGCGUCGCGAGUAACGCGAAAUCGACGCGUGUUCUAAUACAUAUAUUCAACGGGGAUAAUCCAGCGGCAAUGCAGCAUAGUGCAGCCGCAUCUUCUACCAUAAAUUUAUAUCCUCUAUAUCUUGUUAUUACGGUUGUCCUUAAUAACUUUAUCGCUGCGGUUUUAUCGCGGCGCGUACAUACGUCCAAUGAAAAUAUCAAAAUUAAAUACUUUCGAUGAGAAAACUAAUAAAGUAUGAACUCCCAGCACGAGUCGUCGUUAUAAAUUCUGAAAUAUUUAUGAUAUAAAGUUGAAGUUCGCUUAAAGUGGAUAAAAUCAUAAACUUGAGAUAUUCCAUUUUGAAAUCGAUAACAUGUACAACGGUGUCGUGAAAGUUUUGAAGAACUAUUACGAUUAAUCAAAAUGAAAUUACAUCUCAUUGUUUAACGAACAACUAUACAUAUAUAUUGAGAAUUCCAUGCGGGCUCGACCAACGUCUGACCGUCAGCAUUGCUGAUUUUGUUUAGAAAAAUUUCUGCUAUUGUCUCAACUCGGAAACAGUACUCUGAAUUUUUUCAGAUUUAUUGGUCAACUGAGAAAUUGUUGGAACAGUCUGAAAAUUCGCGAAAAAUUCUCAAAAUUUCCAUUUUUCACUUUACAACAUUGGAGUCGAUAAAAAAAAAUUGGAGCUGCCAAAAAAUAGGCAAACAUCGCUCCAUAAUAGAACCUGUGUAGGAAGUGAAAAAUAGAAGUUUUAAGAAUUUUUCGGGAACUUUCAUGAUGAUUUAGUUGAUCAA
Messenger RNA from Neodiprion fabricii, 2268 nucleotides. RefSeq lists its product as uncharacterized. Gene Ontology annotation, biological process: synapse organization. NCBI's taxonomy places the organism in Eukaryota, Metazoa, Arthropoda, Insecta, Hymenoptera, Diprionidae. The record is from RefSeq and is a predicted model, not a curated record. The transcript has 6 exons. Bases 764 to 1711 code for a protein of 315 amino acids. Gene Ontology annotation, cellular component: neuron projection membrane.